Molecule: messenger RNA, 305 nt
Organism: Chinchilla lanigera (long-tailed chinchilla)
Lineage: Eukaryota; Metazoa; Chordata; Mammalia; Rodentia; Chinchillidae
Product: translation initiation factor IF-2-like
Source: RefSeq, a predicted model, not a curated record
CUCCCAGGCUGCUGGGAGUACAGGCGCGCGCCCCGCACCCGGCCGCGACAGUCUCGCAGUGGGGGUGCAGUCCUGCCCUGCUUUGUAGGUCGGGGCACCGCGGGUCAGAGACGAUCAGUGUGGCCGAGGGCGCGCGGCAGUCCGCGCACAGCCAGUGCCCGACGAGGCGGGCUCUGCAGCCGGGCCGUCGGCCUGAACCGCUCCCGUGGUUGCGAGCGCCCCGCGGGGAUGCCCCGGCAGCGGCACAGGCCUGGGUCUCCGUGCAGGGGAGGCGGCCGCUCCCUGGGGCCCCUGCGCGGUGGUGA